AUGGCUCAAUCACUUUUUCUUAUCUUGGGUUCUUUUAUGCUCCCUUUGUCAAUGUUCCUUACGCUCUCGUCUACCCACAUCAAAGCAAACCCUUUGGUCUCUGAAAUUUGUGCCCAAACCCAAAACCCUUCUCAAUGUAAUCAAGUUUUGGGAUCUGCUCCUGGAGCCUCCACUUCUGAUCUCAAGGGUCUAGGCUAUAUAUCGAUAAAUAUAGCCCUCACAAAUGCUAUACAAACAUCACCAUACAUUGCAUCUCUCGUCAAGCAUGCCACCGAUAAAAUGCUCAAGAGUCGAUAUCAAAUAUGUGUUGAGAGUUAUACAUCUUCUAUUGACGCUUUGAAGGAAAGCAAGAAAUUUUUGGAUAACGGAGAUAUUCCUAGUCUUCAAACUUUCGCAUCAACUGCAUUUGAUGGGCCCAGCGACUGCGAUGACAAUUUUGAAGAAGGACCACCAGCCGCACCACCGACCCAACUAAAUGAUGCCAACAACAAACUCAAAAGUCUCGUUAGCACUCUUUUAGUGAUUGGAAAGCUUUUAGAGGGAAAAGAAUAA
Molecule: messenger RNA, 552 nt
Organism: Impatiens glandulifera
Lineage: Eukaryota; Viridiplantae; Streptophyta; Magnoliopsida; Ericales; Balsaminaceae
Product: pectinesterase inhibitor-like
Exons: 1
Coding region: 1-552 (183 amino acids)
Biological process (GO): negative regulation of catalytic activity
Molecular function (GO): pectinesterase inhibitor activity
Source: RefSeq, a predicted model, not a curated record